This is a messenger RNA of Phyllostomus discolor (pale spear-nosed bat), 3827 nucleotides long. It is a transcript of the gene EIF3J, whose product is annotated as eukaryotic translation initiation factor 3 subunit J. The coding region runs from base 109 to 888 and encodes 259 amino acids. The transcript is spliced from 8 exons. Gene Ontology annotation, molecular function: translation initiation factor activity. Gene Ontology annotation, cellular component: cytoplasm; eukaryotic translation initiation factor 3 complex. Lineage: Eukaryota; Metazoa; Chordata; Mammalia; Chiroptera; Phyllostomidae. The record is from RefSeq and is a predicted model, not a curated record.
GUCCCAGCCUGCCCUGCGCGGGCCAACGAGAGCAAAUCCAGUGACUCACCUCUGCCGCGCUAACUCCUCUCUGGCUCUCCCCUCACUCACGCUCACACCCGGCUCGACAUGGCGGCGGCAGCGGCGGCGGCGGGGGACUCCGACUCCUGGGACGCGGACACGUUCUCCGUGGAAGACCCGGUGCGGAAGAUGGGGGGUGUCGGCACCGCGGGCGGGGACCGCUGGGAAGGCGAGGACGAGGACGAGGACGUCAAGGAUAAUUGGGAUGAUGAUGAUGAUGAAAAAAAAGAGGAAGCAGAAGUAAAACCAGAAGUAAAAACUUCAGAAAAGAAAAAAAUAACAGAGAAGAUAAAAGAGAAAGAACGGCAACAGAAGAAAAGGCAAGAAGAAAUUAAAAAGCGGUUAGAAGAACCUGAAGAAACUAAAGUGCUAACACCAGAAGAACAAUUAGCAGAUAAACUGAGGCUAAAGAAAUUACAGGAAGAGUCAGACCUUGAAUUAGCAAAAGAAACUUUUGGUGUUACUACUAAUACAAUUUAUGGAAUAGAUGCUAUGAACCCAUCUUCAAGAGAUGACUUCACAGAGUUUGGAAAGUUACUAAAAGAUAAAAUUACACAAUAUGAAAAGUCACUAUAUUAUGCCAGUUUUUUGGAAGCCUUAGUUCGAGAUGUAUGUAUUUCAUUGGAAAUUGAUGACUUGAAAAAGAUUACCAAUUCAUUGACUGUGCUUUGUAGUGAGAAACAGAAGCAAGAAAAGCAAAGCAAAGCCAAAAAGAAGAAGAAAGGUGUGGUUCCUGGAGGGGGAUUAAAGGCCACUAUGAAAGACGAUCUGGCAGAUUAUGGUGGUUAUGAUGGAGGAUAUGUACAAGACUAUGAAGAUUUCAUGUGACAUUUUAUCUCCUCUGGUGUCUUCUUUCUGUUGUCCACAAUCCCUUCAACAUGUAGCACAACUUCCUUUCCUUUCAGUUCUGCCAAAUGCUACAAUCAGAAGUGCAGUAUCUUUUGUGCUGGUUAUUUAACCCCUUGACGCUUAGGUGCUAAUGUGCAAAUGAGGGAACUUGUAUCUUGCUGCCAAGGGGUUAAAAUUGGGAACCUCAGUUGCUACUAAAUCAUAGUUUUAAAAAACAAACAAACAAAAAGCUAAUAAUGUUGUCAUUGUUGCUAUUUGAUUCUAUAGCAGCAGUCACUAAAUUGGAAAUAAGGGUUGCAACAUGACAAAAAAUUGUGUAGUAUUGACCAGCACCGUUCAGUAAUACAGCCUUAACCAUACCUCCUUGAACUACUUCAUAACUUAUCAAGAAAAGCAGUUUGCAGCGAGGGCGUGUGGUGUGCACCUAGUAUUAAAAUUGCUUUGUCUUAAUAUUGAGCGUGAGGAUAUUAAACAUGCAUUGUGAAGAAGACUGCUUAUCUCAGAGUGAAGAUAUGGCGGCUGAAAAGCACUAGUUUGAUACUCAAAAGUUAAAUGACCAAAACCCUCUGACUUUGAAGCCGAAGAAGGUAAACCUCUCCAUUAUUGCAUUACAAGUCAUGGAAUCUCUUGAAUGCAGACUGUGUAGUUUAUCAGACUAUUCUACUGAUGAAGUGCUUCGGAUCGGGGAGGGAAACCCUAACUGUUUUAUUUGCCUGAUUUGAGUGUCUGAGAAACAAACUUUUGUUCUCCUAGGCUGCAAUGGAACAACUUUAAACAGGGUUUUGGCAUUUCCUUUCCUUUAUAAAACAUGCUCAGCAAGCUGCACCAGUUAACUACAGUUUGGUAAAUUGUUAUGUUAACAAUUAUGACAUCUGCAAUGUUUUAUAAAGCAAAUAAUUUAAUAAAAUCACUAUUGUGAGGACUUAAAUUUUGUGUUACCUCCCAAGAGAUAUUUUUGGAGUAUAGAGCACAGCUCUUGGGACUAGAGUUCUCUAUAUAUUUACAAAGCUUAAUAAAUGCUUGAUGAGUAGUUAAUAGCUUUAAAACAAAAAUGAUUUGUGAGGCCCUCAAUAGUGUCACUCUAGAGCAACAAAGGUAUAGGGCUGCCUUCCUCUUUUUAUUUAUUUGGGGAAAUUGGUGGUUUAGAUACUAAGGCCUAAUUAAGUACCUAGAAUUAUUUAUUUGGAGUAAUUGAGCUUAUAACUCAGGUUAUGGCUGUAAGCAUAGAUUGAGUAUCUUUAUUAUACAUUUUCUUUUAAGCAUUUUAGCCAAAUUUGUGAUUAGAGUCUUUUUUUUUGCAACUGUCACAGGCUCAAAAGUAGGGACAGAAGAAAAAUACUUUCAGUUUCUCUCAUGAAGAGGAGGGUCGAUCAAAGCUCUGUAGGCUACUAAGUGGAAGACAGGACCAUCUAAAUGAUUUGAGGAAUUAACAGAAAGCAGUGACUACACAGCAAUAAUUAAGAGCAAAUAACGAUAAUUUUAAGGCAGACAAGGGCUAAGAUUUUCUUAGCAGUUAAUAAUGACAUGCACUGAAUUUAAAAUCUAUUUUAUUAUAGAGAUCAGUUUCUAACUAAUGGAAAUGUAUAUCUGUUCCUUAACUGUGUAAAUAAUAUUAAAUUCCUUUGAAACUGGAAUCUGUAGGCACAGGUAUUCUUUAAUCAAUAUUGUAUCAUGUCCUAAAGUAAAAGCUAUCCUGAGGAAGAUGAAACUUUUGAUCUUAUCACUAAUAUCUAUAUAAAAUGGUACAGAGGAACAGUCACUUUUAAAACAGGAAUUUCCUUGUGGAAACUCAUUCUUUAUCCACUGUUCACAACAGACUGACUGGUAUGAUCAGUUCUGGGGUUUUAUAACUUGGACAACAAAGAUCCCCAAUGUGUUAUUCUACUGUGAUCACAAACAUCUGUCAGUAUCUCAUUUCAGGACAAGACAACAGGCACCGAUGUAACCUUGCUCAUGUCAUCAGAAUCCAUCUAACCUGCUAGCAUGUCCUUUAGACAGCAACCUGUCUGAGGGUCCUUCAGAAGCAUAUUUACAACAUCAUAAAAUUUAUGUUCAUAUGCCAGCUUAUAAUACAGGUAGACAUCUUCACAACAUGUGAGUAACUUCUUCAGGUUUUUCACAGCCAUCUCAGUAGGCUGGCGUUGUUUAACUCUGGACAAACAUAAGAACGUACAGGUUAAGAUAAUGCAGCUUGAGUGAGGACUGUCAGCUCUGACACUGACUACCUACAGAGGAGAAGGUGUGGUGUUAGACAGAGUCUGGGAAAUUAUCUAAAACUAACUAGCAUUAGGGGGGCAUUUGGUAAACAAUGAAAUUGUUUCAUUAAAAAUAUAUCUUAAUGCUUACCUUAAUUAGAGUAAGUUUAGUACACCAAAGGGGACCUCUGAUGUUUAGAGUUUUUGGUGCCUCAGGCUAGCUGAGUAGCUGUACUCCCAUCUUAAGUACAGAGUACCAUAAAGUGUUUUCAUUCAUCUAUUUGCAUAAAUGUGUUAAAAAAAUCUCUCCUUUCUGGGCAUUCUUGACAUCUCUCUGUCAUCUCAAGCAGAGGGGUGGCUACAGGCAUGUUAUACUUAGCCAUAAAAUUCUUAACCAUGCCUUAACCAAAGUAGAGGCAUUUUAAUACUUACUUUUCGGAAAUCUCUUCAAAUACACUGGUUCUUAGUAACCUUUGCUGCUUAAAUUCUUCCAAGUAAUUAAAGUCUCCUUUAAGAAUCACUUGUUGGUAUAGAAUUUCAGCCCAAUCGGGAACAAAGUCAUAGGCCUCAGCCACAAUAGAAGCCUUAAAAGGAUGGAAGGAAGGGCACCAUUGAAGCCUUUUUAAUGUAAAAUUGAAGGCAGAUUAUUGUAGAAAACUUAACACUGUACACUCAUACAGUGAAUGUGAUCAUUAUCAAUCAUAUUAAAAGGCUCUGUUUAUA